Messenger RNA from Gastrolobium bilobum, 5225 nucleotides. RefSeq names its product E3 ubiquitin-protein ligase UPL4. Gene Ontology annotation, biological process: proteasome-mediated ubiquitin-dependent protein catabolic process; protein polyubiquitination. The transcript has 18 exons. Gene Ontology annotation, molecular function: ubiquitin protein ligase activity. The coding region runs from base 184 to 4866 and encodes 1560 amino acids. Lineage: Eukaryota; Viridiplantae; Streptophyta; Magnoliopsida; Fabales; Fabaceae. The record is from RefSeq and is a predicted model, not a curated record.
AAGAAACAAUUCGGCGAAGAAGUGAGACAAAGAAGAAGAAGAAGAAGAAGAAAAGGGUUGCCUUAAAAUCACCAUAAUAUUGUUUAUUUUGUUCAUACAAAAACUGGGUCUUCGACUUUCUCGAAGACCGAUUAAGGACUCUACAACUAGGUGUUGAUUUCCAUUGGGUAAUAGAAGCAAUUAAUGGAAAGUAGAGGCCAAAAGCGUCCAGAAAUGGUAGAUGAACUGCCUGCUGAUAAGCGGGCGUGUAGUUCAUUGGAUUUUAGACCAAGUUCUUCAAACUCAUCUGUUCAAACACAUUUGAAUUCAACACGCUCAAUGGUGGAGGCCCAUGAUAAUGACAUGGAUACUUCCUCAUCUGCUUCAGCUUCAAGCCGAUCAGAGGGAGAACCAGAAAAGGAUUCAGCUUAUGGAUCAUGUGAUUCAGAUGACAUGGAGCAGCAUCAUAGCAGUCUCCAUGAGUAUCAUAGGCGGAGACUAUCCAGUGAUCAUGGGAAAUUUAAAAAUAUUAUAUCAAGCUUGAGUGGACAGACUGAACCUUCUGCUCAAUUGGCAGUACUCACUGAACUUUGUGAAAUUUUGUCCUUUUGUACGGAGGGUUCACUUUCCAGCAUGACUUCGGACUUAUUAUCACCACUACUUGUAAAGCUGGCAAAGCAUGAGAGUAACCCUGAUAUAAUGUUGUUUUCUAUAAGGGCUAUCACCUAUAUUUGUGAUCUGUAUCCUCGAUCAGCUGGUUUUCUUGUUCGCUAUGAUGCUGUUCCUGCUUUGUGUGAAAGAUUAUUGGCUAUUGAGUAUCAAGAUGUGGCUGAGCAGUGUCUCCAAGCAUUGGAGAAAAUAUCGCGAGAGCAACCACUUGCUUGCUUACAGGCUGGGGCGAUUAUGGCUGUUCUAAAUUAUAUUGACUUCUUUUCAACAAGCAUACAGAGAGUGGCUCUUUCUACUGUGGUGAACAUAUGUAAGAAGCUUCCUUCAGAAAGCCCUUCUCCUUUCAUGGAGGCUGUGCCCAGAUUAUGCAAUCUUCUUCAGUAUGAGGAUCGGCAGCUUGUCGAAAACGUUGCUACCUGCUUGAUUAAAAUUGUGGAGCGAGUUGCUCAGUCCUCUGAAAUGUUGGAUGAACUUUGUAAGCAUGGAUUGAUUCAACAGGUCACACAUCUUUUAAGUUUAAAUGGUCGGACAACCCUAUCUCAAUUAAUUUAUAAUGGAUUGAUAGGAUUACUUGUCAAACUUUCAUCUGGAUCAAUUGAAGCCUUCAAGAUUUUGUAUGAGCUUAAUAUAAGCAGCAUAUUGAGAGAUAUAUUAUCUACAUUUGACCUCUCACAUGGAGUAUCAACGUCACAACUUGUUGGUGGACAUUGUAAUCGGGUAUAUGAAGUACUUAAACUGCUAAAUGAGCUUCUCCCCAGCCUGGCUAAAGAUCAGAAUGAUCAACUGGUGCUAGACAAAGAAUCCUUUCUAGCUAAUCACCCAGAUCUCCUACAAAAGCUUGGGAUAGAUGUGUUUCCUAUGUUGAUCCAGGUGUUUAAUUCUGGUGCGAGUUUACAUGUUUGCCAUGGAUGUCUAUCUGUUAUGUACAAGUUAGUUUGUUUGAGCAAAUCUGACAUGCUUGUUGAAUUGCUUAAGAACGCCAGUAUUUCAAGUUUUUUGGCUGGAGUAUUCACUCGAAAGGAUCACCAUAUGCAAAUGCUAGCCUUACAAAUAGCUGAGAUAAUCCUUCAAAACUUUUCAGAUAAUUUUUUGAAGUUGUUUGUAAAGGAAGGUGUCUUUUUUGCCAUUGAUGCACUAUUAACCCCAGAAAGAUCGUCACAAUUGAUGUACCCAGUAUUUAGUGGCAUCCAGCUGUCAUUGGACUCCAGUCAAAAGUCUGCUACAAGAGAUGCCCUCAAGUGCCUAUGUUAUGCAUUUUCGACUGGCCAAUCUCCCACAUCAUCAGAAGCCGGAAAUUGCAAACUUGACAAAGACUCUGUUUAUAAUCUUGCAGAGCAUAUAAAAACAAAAUACUUAGCACCAGAAAUAUAUGAUUCUGAGAAAGGAUUGACUGAUGUUCUGCAGAAUCUCAGGGAACUUUCUAAUGUUCUGUUUAGCAUGUCUACUGACAAUGGUGCUCUUGCACUUCAUGAGGAGAAGAUCAAUAAUAUAUUAUAUCAAAUUAUGGACAAGCUUACUGGCAAGGAACAAGUUUCUACUUUUGAAUUUAUAGAGAGUGGAGUUGUGAAAUCACUAAUUAAUUAUUUAUCUCAUGGACAAUAUAUGAGGGAAAAUGAGGGAGUACAAGGUGUUUGUGGUCAUAAUGCUAUCAUAGAAAAACGAUUUGAGGCUUUGGCAAGUGUGUGUAUGUAUGCUUCUCACCCUCUCUCUGGCGACACACCUCUCUCUAUAUUAAUCAAGAUCCUGCAGAGUGCACUGACUUCAUUUGAAGCCUUCCCCAUUAUUCUGAGCAAUGGACCAAAACAGAGAAGUUCAUUUGCUACUGUUCCUAAUGGGUGUCGCAUUCCUUAUCCUUGCCUAAAAGUCCAUUUCGUCAGGGGAGAACAAGAGACUUGCUUGAGUGACUACACUGAGGAUUUUCUUACUGUUGAUCCAUUUUCUUCUUUGCAUGCCAUUGAAAGAUAUCUAUGGCCAAAGGUCAGUGUGAAAAACACAAAGGAUGUAAGAUCAUCAUCCAGCCAAGUAGUAUUGCAACCAGAAAGUCCACCCCUUCAAUCACCAUCAAAUGCAAAUUCCUGCCGAGUUGAAAUUCCGGUAAUUUUGGGGCCUUCUGACAUGUCAUCAGAUCUACGUGAAACACAGGGAGAAGAGCCAAAUUUGUCAGAGCCUAGACCUGAUCAAGCAAUCAAUUUCAGUGCUGGGGAAUCAUCAUCCUCCGGAACUCAGGGGUAUGCAGAGGAAGGACUGGAAUUCAAUGCAGAACCAGACUCGAAACUAGAAAAACAGCAUCCUGAAUCUUGUAGCCAUGAAGCUGUUCAAAAACUUGUUUUUUACCUUGAUGGACAGCGUCUGAAUCAUAAAUUGACACUAUAUCAGGCAAUUCUUUGCCAAAUAAUAAAACAAAAUGAUUGUUUUUCUAGUGCAAAAAUGUGGAGUCAAGUGCAUAGAUUAACCUAUAGAAGGGCUGAGAAAUGGGAGGACAUAAUGCCUCCAGAAUGUCAUUCUUCACCUCAAGAUUUCUCUAAUGAUAAAGUUUUAGCUUAUUAUCAGCAUGCUCCUUUUUUGUCAGACAUGUUCUCUUGUGAACUUGUUUCUGAUUUGGAGAAGUCAAGUCCAACUUAUGAUAUUUUGUUUCUUCUUAAAAUCUUGGAAGGAUUGAACAGAUUUAUGUUUCACCUUAUGUCUCGGGAAAGAAUUUGUGCUUUUGCUGAAGGGAAAGUUGAUAACUUGGAUGGCCUAAAAAUAACAGUUCAUUCUGUCCCACAAAAUGAGUUUGUGAGCAGUAAGUUGACGGAGAAGUUGGAGCAACAGAUGAGGGACUCUAUGGCUGUCUCCACUGGUGGUAUGCCUUUGUGGUGUAAUCAGUUAAUAGCUUCCUGUCCUUUCCUAUUUAGUUUUGAGGCAAGGUGCAAGUACUUCAAAUUGGAAGCGUUUGGUCAGCCUCAAAUCCAACAUCUUCUGUCUUACAACAACUCAGGAACAGUAAGUGAUAGGCGACUGAGCCUCAGUGGAUUGCCUCGAAAGAAGUUCUUAGUUUAUCGCCACCGGAUCCUGGAGUCUGCUGCACAAAUGAUGGACCUACAUGCCAGUCAUAAAGUGGUUCUUGAAGUGGAAUAUGAUGAAGAAGUAGGCACUGGUCUUGGACCAACUUUAGAAUUUUAUACCUUGGUGUGCCAGGAGUUCCAAAAAUCUGGCUUGGGCAUGUGGAGAGAGGAUGCUUCUUCCUUUUCCCUCAAGACAAACUUGCAGGAUGAGGAAAUCGGAAUUUAUUCCUUUUAUGGACUCUUUCCUCGUCCAUGGUCGUUAAUGCAAGAUACAUCCAGUGGCGUACAGUUCUCUGAAGUAACAAAGAAAUUUUCCCUUUUUGGCCAAGUUGUAGCUAAAGCACUUCAAGAUGGAAGGGUCUUAGAUCUCCACUUCUCUAAAGCCUUCUAUAAACUUUUUCUUGGAAAGGAACUUUCUUUGUAUGACAUACAGUCAAUUGAUCCUGGACUUGGUAGGGUGCUGCUAGAGUUUCAAGCACUAGUUAACCGGAAAAGGUUUCUGGAAUCUGUCUGUGGAGGGAAUUCUGAGUUGGAAUAUGGAUUAAGAUUUCGUGAUACCAGAAUUGAGGAUCUUUGUCUUGAUUUUACUCUUCCUGGUUAUCCUGACAUUGUUCUUGCUUCAAAGCCUGAUCAUACAAUGGUAAAUAUGAGAAACCUGGGGGAUUAUGUUUCACUUAUUGUCGAUGCAACUGUGAGCUCCGGAAUUUCAAGACAAGUUGAAGCUUUUAAAUCUGGCUUUAACCAGGUUUUCCCCAUUGAACAUCUUUCAAUUUUCAAUGAAGAAGAACUUGAGCGUAUGCUUUGUGGAGAGCAUGAUUCUUGGGCUAUCAAUGAACUUGCAGAUCACAUUAAGUUCGAUCAUGGGUACACUGCCAGCAGUCCUCCCAUUGUUAAUUUAUUGGAAAUUAUCCAAGAGUUUGACAAUGAACAGCGACGAGCAUUUCUGCAGUUUGUGACUGGCACACCUCGGCUUCCUCCAGGAGGAUUGGCAUCUCUUAAUCCCAAGUUAACUAUUGUCCGAAAGCAUUGUAGCAACCGGGCUGACACGGACCUACCUAGCGUGAUGACUUGCGCAAAUUAUCUUAAACUACCUCCGUACUCAUCAAAAGAAAGGAUGAAAGAGAAGCUCCUGUAUGCCAUAACAGAGGGUCAAGGAUCUUUCCACCUUUCAUAACUUAAUUAUUCUCUUGCCUGGAUCCGUAUUUGGAUUCUGAAGCUGUAAUUAUUAGUUGGUAAUUGAUAGUAACAUAGAUAAGGGUGUUAACAAGUUGCUGGCAGUGGUCUCAGUUGAGUUACUGGCAGUGGUGGUCACAACGAGUUACUUGGGGAUGAAGCUCCUGUUCUUCACUGACUACAAUUGUUGGGGGUGUGUACAUAGCUUGCUGAUAAUUAGUUGACUGACUUGUGUCAGCUGUACAGAAACGGAUGGCACUUUCCCUGGUCACGCUUUGUUAUUUGGUGUAUAGUUUCGUGUACAGGAACCUUAAUGACUAUUAGUAUUUUACAUGCAAUGAUAAUAGCUGCUAUCUUUGC